This is a messenger RNA of Oryzias latipes (Japanese medaka), 3968 nucleotides long. RefSeq names its product leiomodin 3 (fetal) (gene lmod3). Gene Ontology annotation, biological process: myofibril assembly; muscle contraction; pointed-end actin filament capping. Gene Ontology annotation, cellular component: striated muscle thin filament; cytoskeleton; myofibril. Gene Ontology annotation, molecular function: tropomyosin binding. The record is from RefSeq and is a predicted model, not a curated record. NCBI's taxonomy places the organism in Eukaryota, Metazoa, Chordata, Actinopteri, Beloniformes, Adrianichthyidae.
UCAUGAGGCAAACAGUUGCAGCCGAAGCCAAAGUCAGAACCUUCUCAGUUUGCGUUGUCUUCUCCUUCAGAUCAUUUAGAAGUCUAUCCUCUUGAUAAGAAAGAGAUUUUGUAUGUGCAGCCAUGUCUAACAGUGUAGACCUUAGUGAUCUUGACGUGGAAGAAAUCAAUGAAGAUGAAAUUCUUGCAAUGCUCUCACCAGAGGAGCUUAAGGAGCUCCAGAGUGAGAUGGACGUCCUUAUCGCACCAGAUGAGAGCGUUCCUGUGGGGCAGAGACAAAAGGACCAGACGGAAAAGACUCCGACAGGGACAUUUGACCACAGAUCUCUGGUUGAUUAUCUUUACUGGGAGAAGGAGUCCAAACGUAUGCUUGAGGAGGAACGGGUGCCUGCUACACUGCUGCCCAGUGAGAAAACUUUACAAGCUGAAGCUGAAAAAAAGGAAAUUAAAGAAAACGAAGAUGUGAAGUAUGUCUACGAAGUCAUAGAGGAAAUCAUAGAAGACGAUGCUGUGGAUUGUCCAGAGGGAAUGGAAAUUAUAGAGGAAAUUAUUGAGGAAAUUAUUGAGGAAGACGAUGAGAACAACGAGGAAGCCAAAGUGAUUGUAUCAAAUGAGAAACUGGUGAAUCUACAAGAGAAAGUAAAUCUUGAAAAAGCAGAGACGCAGCAGCUGCAGGAGACAAGACCGGUGAUGCAUGAAAGUCCUGUUGAUAUCACAGAAAGUGGUGUUGCAGGAAAAAGUACACUGGAAAUUCAGUCUUUACCAGACUUAGAGGGGAGUGAAGACAAAGAAACAAGUUGUACUUUAGACCAUUUGAAUCCCAAGAAGCCCCAGCAGGAGCCAGAAAUAAAGGAGGCUUGUGAUAAACUUCCAGAAAGAGAACCAAUAAAAGUAAACAAAUUAAAAAUUCCAAAGCUGGCACUGAAUAACAUCAAAAUGACAUCCAGACCUUCAGGAAAUGAAACCAACUUGGAAUCAACUCUUGACAAGAUCCGCAACAACAACCCGUCUGUCACCGAGGUAAACCUCAACAACAUUGAAAACAUUCCCAAAGAGAUGCUCCUGGACUACGUCAAUGCUUUGAAGAGAAACAAAUUUGUGAAAACCUUUAGUAUUGCCAACACGGGAGUUGACGAAAACCUUGCUUUCAGCCUGGCUAACAUGUUGAGGGAGAAUCGCAGCAUCACGACGUUGAACAUCGAGUCCAAUUUUAUUACUGGGAAGGGGAUUGUGGCCAUCAUCCGCUGCCUCCAGUUCAAUGAGACUCUCACAGAGCUUCGCUUUCACAACCAGAGGCACAUGCUGGGCCACCAUGCAGAGAUGGAGAUCUCUCGCCUGCUAAAAGCAAACAGCACCCUUCUGAAGAUGGGCUAUCACUUUGAACAGGCAGGGCCUCGCAUGGUGGUGACCAACAUCUUAACCAGGAAUCUUGAUCGCCACAGGCAGCUGAGGAAAGAGGAGCAGAGACAGCAGCAGCUAAAAGAGCAGAAACAAGUGAUGCAGAUGUAUGAAAACAGCCUCAAUCUCCCUCCUGGGUUACUAGAGAUGCUUGGAUAUGUGCCCCCGCUGGAACUCCUACAGGAACAUGGAUUGGUCCCACCUUCAUCAGACCUUAACUGUUUUCCACAAAUGCAACAUCAGGCAGAGAAGGCAGAGACACAGAAGAAACCUAAGCACAAUAGCAUUCCCAAACAGCCCAGUACUGAACCAUCAAACCCAUUAAGAGAUGUCCAGUUAAAGAGAACCCCGAAAAAACGUGAUCCAUUUCUGGAGCUGGACCCAAAGAAUGACAGAGGACCGGAGCGGCCAAGUUUCCAACUGAGAAAAACACCUAAAGUGAGGGACACGGCAUCUGAAGGAAUGUUGGACGAAAAAGCCAAUCUUAGCAAUAUGAUAAAGACUUUGAAGCCUGUCCCUCGCAGACGGGUUCCUCCAAAGGUUGAUCUCACACCUCGUGAUCAACUUCUUGAUGAGAUCAAAAAGAGCAACGUGGCAUAUCUCAAAGCUGUGCCACUCCCUAAAGAGCUGGAAUCAAGUGAAACAAGUUUCUUCUGAAACUCGGCUUGACCUGUUUUUUUUCUCACAUAGGUGUUAGGCGUUUGGUAUCAGUCACACUAAAUGUAUAAAAAAACUCUGAUCAACUUUUGAAAUCAUGACAAAUGAAGAGACAGGUUGGUUGCUGUUCCACUAAAGUUCUUAUUAUAAAAAGGCAAAGGUGGAUAAAAUCUUUACAGAGUAUUCAAAUUAAGGUACAAACCUUAUUUUAGCGUCUUUUAAAAACAGACUAUUGACUAAUAUGUUUACUGAAAAGAUCAUUUUAUAAUGGCUAAGACAUAUGGAACAGAUUUUGUAAUUUUGUUGUCUAAAAAGUUAUUUUUUCAUUGUAGGUUACUAAGUUUUGUGAAGCCAUUGACCAUACACACUUUUUUUAAUAUUCUAAAUACAAUGUGUCAGUUUAAGCAUUAGCUUGAAAUACUAAUGUGCUCUGGAUGGAUUUUUUCUAAAUAUUUGCUUAGCCCUAGUAUUUUUGGUGACACAAGUGAAAAAUACAACACAUUAAUUCUAAGUAAAUCUACUGAAUUUAUUUACUAUUUUUGUUUGUCUCGUGGUCCUGUGAGAGAUUUUAGGACUUGCCCUGUUUGUUUGUUGCCAUUCACCUGAUGGUACCUGCCUUCUACAACUAAACAGGAAAUACACUACUCACAAAACAUUAGGGCUAUUGUGAAAAAACUCAGUGGAUGUUGCACACAGAGUAUUUGUCGACUGAUUUUUUUUAGGACAGGGAGGCAAUUUUAUUGGGGUGACAUUCACACCUCCUGUUGUGUUUUCCACAUAAUGAUCUCACUGUUAUAGUGUGUCUUAAUUAUUGGCGCCACAACCAAGAAAUUCUAAAAGAAAAAUGUUUUCAUUUUGUUUCAACGUUGAUUUUGCCAGUAAGUCAUUCCAAGUUCAUCUUUCAUCUUUCAGACAGCCAUGAACACACAAUGUCUCUUCAUGGGUGGGCAACGCCACCUAGCCAGAGUACACCUCCGGGUUGGUAGGUGGAAGUAAGAUGUCGCACAUAAACUUGGUGUGUCUCAAAGUAUUAUCAGCAGAGUUGCAUGAAGACACAGAUCUACUGGCAACACUUAAGGACCUGUGCCCUCAAACAUGGUUUUGCAAAUGCCACACAGCUGCAGGCUCAUUUAUCAGACGUGAGGGGUACUAGGGUUUCCAGACAAACCAUUCACAGUCAACUCCACUGCUUUGACCUGAAUGCCAGACAACCGUUGCAGGUGACACCACUAACACCAAGACAAUACCGUGAACGUUUGCUGUGGGCCCAAGACUGUGUGACCUGAACAAUGCAGCAUGGUCUACCCUACCGUUCUGUUCAAUAUUGAGUGUCGGAUCACCUUGCACAGAAGUGAUUGCUAAAUGAUUUUGUUGCUAAAAAAGGCAAGGUCAGCAAUACACCGAGGUCAACAUGGUCUCUAGGAUUCAUUUUGGUGGAGGACAGGCCUCACCAGUCAGCGCAGUGCUUUUUGUAGAUGGCCAAGUCACUGCAUCUUCUUACCUCAGAGACAUCAUAUAACCCAUCAUUAGCCUCCAGGUCCACCAGCAAACGGUCAACUUUCUGUUCAUGGAAAGUUGACGGUUUCCAUGAAACUGUCAAUGCUCCACCACAUCGUGCCAGGAGUGUCACAGGUCAACUUCAUGAAUUUGGAGUGUCUCACAUGGUCUGCAUCUGUAGAAGAGACUGGAUGAUCGUACCUCACAAGUGUCCUGGCAGAGCUGCAUGUUGCACGUGAUGAAAAGUGGAAGACAUUGCCUCAGAACAACAUCAUGAGUCCAGUGAGGAGCGUGAGACGACACUUCAAUGCAGCAAAUGGUGGAAAUACUCGCUGUUGCCAUGGUAAACUUUUUUUUUGAGGGCUAUUGUUAUUAUUGUCUUGCUUAACGGGGUAAUAAAUGUCAAACUGAUGAAAA